AUGAUGUCUUCUGAAGAAGACGGCGACGCUGCCGAUGAUGACGAGAAUUCAGGAGAAGUGUUGGAUAACAGACUAGACUUUAUUCAAGAUAUAAUUACGGACCAAGAUUUGUAUGAAAUAUUAUCAGUUCCGGUUGAUGGUCAAAUCAAUUCUUCUUCAAUUGAUGUCAUAAUGCCUGCCCCUGAAAUUCACUUACCUGAAAGUACUCCUCCGGUUGAUGUCCCAAUGCCCUUCUCUGAAAUUCACUCACCUGCAAGUUCUCAUCAGGUUGAUGCGCCAAUGCCUGUCCCCGAUGUUCACUUACCUGUAAGUUCUCCUUUGGUUCAUGUGCCAACGCCUGCUCCUGAAAUUCGUGCUGAAACACAAAUCAUGACUCCAAGCUCAGGCAAUCAACCCUCAAGAUCUUCAAGAAUUCGAAAUGAAUACUUUGCACCGUCUUUCGUCACCGAUCGCCCGAUGCCACAUAGUCAACCCUUACAAGAGAUCAAUAAUUUGCCUGGCCCCUCAAACAUUCGAGAAAAGAGCCCUGAAGAUCUCCAUGAGUCAAAUUUUACAGUUUGCAAUGUUGAGCCUAGUCCGUCAAUAAUCCAGCCUAGUCCUCAGCAACGCCAGUGCAGUGUUGAAUAUAUAAAUGCAACGAGAUCUUCAGGUAUUCAGCAAUCAAUGAAAGUAGACUGUGGAAAUGAGCCUGGUCCAUCAGGUUUGCAACUAGAGUCACGCCAGUACAGUCCAGAGCUUAUCUCCCCUCACUAUCAUUCUCAAACAGCUGAUCGCAUCACUUUUCAAAUAGAAGGUAACGAUGCAGCAUCUUUGUCUCCAGAGUUGAUUAGACCAUUACCUAAAGCACCUCCCCGAUUAAUUGGAGUUAAUACACAACGUAAAAGGAAGUCAGCUGUUCUAACUUAUACUCCAGAAAAAAAUGCUCUAGCAGAAGAACAGGCAAAAAAAAGAAAAGAAGUGUAA
Parnassius apollo (apollo) is the source of this 963-nucleotide messenger RNA. Lineage: Eukaryota; Metazoa; Arthropoda; Insecta; Lepidoptera; Papilionidae. The record is from the annotation of a GenBank genome assembly.